Molecule: messenger RNA, 327 nt
Organism: Penicillium riverlandense
Lineage: Eukaryota; Fungi; Ascomycota; Eurotiomycetes; Eurotiales; Aspergillaceae
Exons: 2
Coding region: 1-327 (108 amino acids)
Source: RefSeq, a predicted model, not a curated record
AUGCCACCACUAUCCAAACCCGAACUGGAAUUUACACCCAUACUCAACAGUAACGGUGUUUUUUCGUCCAAGAUAACAUCGAUCUCUAAUACCGACGGUAGCUUCACCAGUUACAAGACCUACACCCUAUCCUUGGACCCUACCACUGGCGAUAAAACAGUCUACAAAGAACACGCUCCUGGUAGCGUCUGGGGUGGAAACCCUAGCGAUAACUUCGACAAAGACACUACCAAGGAAGAUGAGCUGGCCGAGUUACUGCUCGGCCACUUGGUGCUGGAUGAGGCUGAAGAGAUGGCCAAUCGAUCUCCGUGUGUUGCGGUGACUUAA